AUGGGAGAUUCACAUUUUCCUGAAACGAUAGCGAAAAUCUGUCUUGGGAAAUUCAGUUCUCUGCCGAGAAGUGGAAAACCGGCAUCUAACCAGUGGACAGUGUUGUCUUGUAUAAUUCAGGAGGAAAGCUCUCGUUUCGAGGUUGUAGCUUUGGCAACGGGGUCUAAAUGUAUAGGGAGUAAUAAAAUGUCGCCUAUCGGUGAUAUUUUGAACGAUUCACAUGCAGAAGUGAUUUGUCGUAGAGCAUUCAUGCUUUAUCUGUACGAAGAGUUGGAACGUGCUUUAUUAAAUCAAACCUCACUAAUUGAGUUCAAGCCCGAGUUGUUGAAAUUUCAAUUAAACGAGGAGGUUAAGUUUCAUUUUUUCACAACGAUGAUGCCUUGUGGGGAUGCUAGUAUCUUUCCGAAAAGUGACAACAAUAAUACUGGUGAUGUAUUCAAAAAGGAAACAAGCAACGUUGAUAAAAAGAGAUCAAUGAAUUUUAAUGAAUCGUUACCCAAAAAAUUGAAAAUGAACGAUGGUGAUAUUCAUCGUACAGGUGCUAAGUGUUUAAAAAAUGAUGAAAGGCAAGAUCCCAAGGGAGAAGGUGCUGAUUAUCAUAUUACCGGUGUUGUAAGAACGAAACCAGGACGAGGAGAUCCUACACUCUCGAUAUCUUGUAGCGAUAAAAUUACCAAGUGGUGUUACUUAGGUUUGCAAGGAGGUCUUCUAAGUAAAUUUCUUGAGAAACCAAUUUACUUAUCGGCUUUCGUUGUUGUUGGCGACACUCCUUUCAGCAAAGAAUCAUUACAAAGAGCAUUAUUUGAUAGAAUUGGGAACAUUGAACUGGCUCCACCGUUUGGCAAGAAAUCAUUGCUAUUUUUUCAGGCUAAAGAUGCAACAUUUACUUUCCAAAAAGCUGAUAAUAAAGAUGUUUGUCCAAGUUCUAUUAUGUGGUAUAAGAAUGGAGCUUCUCAGAAACCUGAAGUAGCAAUAGAAGGAAAAAAACAAGGGGUAACUAAGAAAAAUCAAGGUUUGAAAUCAUCUAGAUUAAAAGUAUGCAAAAGUGAAUUGCUUGGAAGAUUUAAAUUACUUCAUCAAAAAGUUCACACCAACAUCGAUACUUGGAGUUACUCAGAAUGCAAACAAAACAUGUUAGAUUAUCAAUUGAAUUGGAAAACCCUGAAGUCAAGGCUGGGAAUGUGGCCAGAAAAAAACGAAGCCUUGUUGAAAUUUACUUGAUUAAAAGUAAUCUAAAAAGUA
Coccinella septempunctata (seven-spotted ladybird) is the source of this 1242-nucleotide messenger RNA. RefSeq names its product tRNA-specific adenosine deaminase 1 (gene Adat1). The transcript is spliced from 3 exons. The record is from RefSeq and is a predicted model, not a curated record. NCBI's taxonomy places the organism in Eukaryota, Metazoa, Arthropoda, Insecta, Coleoptera, Coccinellidae. Gene Ontology annotation, molecular function: adenosine deaminase activity; RNA binding. Bases 1 to 1221 code for a protein of 406 amino acids. Gene Ontology annotation, biological process: RNA processing.